Messenger RNA from Trichosurus vulpecula (common brushtail), 2100 nucleotides. RefSeq names its product proline rich 30 (gene PRR30). The transcript is spliced from 4 exons. Bases 406 to 1926 code for a protein of 506 amino acids. The record is from RefSeq and is a predicted model, not a curated record. Lineage: Eukaryota; Metazoa; Chordata; Mammalia; Diprotodontia; Phalangeridae.
GUGAUGUGGGUGUGGAGUUCCAGGUUAGAGCAGCCCACCCGGCAGCGGGGGGGCUGACAGCUCCUGAUGGGGGCGGCAUUGCCGCCCCUUGGAGAAAGUCUCCCUUUCCUAGAUGUCUCAUUCCUGCUGGGCCCCCUGCUGCUGCUGCUGCUUGUCCUGCUUGGGCUACUGAGCCAUCUUAGCUGGGUGAGGGCGGUCAGUCAGGAGAGUUAGGAACAGGAAAGCAGUUGGGGUUUGGAGAGAUGACAACUGGGGAUAAGGAAAAUAAAGAACUGGCAGAAGAUUCCCUCACUACUGAAGAAUAUUGUGAAUCAGAGCUCAAGGAGCCCCCAUCCAGCUCCUGUAAUCCCAAAGGUAGCUAGGAGGCCCAAACUCGUGGAUUUGGGGACGUCUUGGUCCCAACGGAUGAAUUGUCCUUAUCGUCGGCGGUACUCUAUUCAGAAAAUCCCUGCUACCCCUCAUAUCCUAAGUGACAGCUCUGAAUCUCAAGAUCCUGUACACCCUUAUCAAAGGCCAAAGUUAAAGAGAGAGAUAAAACACCAACCUAAGCUUGGCCUACUGGGGGGGGCACAGCCCAUGCCCCCCCAGGAACCCUGGUGCUACACGUUAGGAGCAGUCCCUCUCUCUCUAGCCUGGCACCUGCUUCCAUCACCAGCUCCCAUUUUGCUCCAUGUCCAACCCUCCCUCCCUGCACCACUACAGAGCCCUGAGACCCCAUCACUACAGAGCCCUGUGACUCCAACACUACUUAGUCCUGAGGCCUGCAAUCACCGGGAGCAAAACAUUGCAGGCCAUCAAUUGCACCGGCAAGUCAGCAGUCAGCCACACCGGUCUUAUUCCACUGUGAUCCCAUCACCCUUGGUUUCUUUGCACCCCCCUCCUCCUGAAACCAAGGAGAUGGUGCCCAGGCACAACAACCAAGUAGUACUACAGAUCUCUCUGUCCCCACAGUCUCAGCCUGGUAUUGAGCUCCUCUUGGGCCCCACCCUCUGGCCCAGCUCAGCUGCCCAACCUCCACUUCACCCUAAAACCUAUCCCCAUACAUAUUGCCAGGUUCCCCCCAAACACAGCCUACCCCAAGCACUGCCCUCUCCUUAUAUUCCUUCACAGCCCCCUGACUGUACUCCUUCAUUACAAGGAAGUCUAUCCUCCUCUUCUGGUGGCCUCCAGGACUGCCAAAGGAGAAGAGAAAGGCUUCGGCAACUUCAUAGUAGUGCAACAGCCCCCAAAGUUGGGGGGGGAUGCGUGCCAUGCGGGACUGGGCUUGGGGAGCAGGGGGGCCCUGCAGCUCUGGCCCAGGACCUGGUGGCACUUCUUGGUCGCCGCCGCAUUGCCAGGGAUCUGCGACUACUGCUGCUGCAGCGCCUGUGGCAGGGUCGUGCUGGACCCGCUCCAGCCGUGGAGUAUCCUAUAUGUUUGGUGUGCCGCAAACCAAGAGGGCCCUCCUGCCCAGCUCCCAGCCAUUGGCCUGGACCCCAGCUCCUUGCCUUCCCACAACUGCUGCCCUCCAGGCAAGGGCUGGCACUGGGGUCUGGGCCGCUCCGCGUCGGCAUCGGCUUCAGCCUGCGCCUGCAACGGGAUCAGGUCCAAGCCUUGGAACUACUGCCCAAGAAAGGGGUCGAGGACCUGGAGUACCUGGUCAAGGCCCAGGGCCCCAAGGAAGAAAGCUUCCCAGCCCCAGAGCCUCAAUUCCCACCUUGCAUCCCCUGCCCAGGGCCUCCACAUCUGCAGGCCCCAGACCCUGGUCCUGCUUUCCCAAAACCCAGCCCUUUCCCUCCAGCCCAUGCGCCCAUAUGCCCAGAGGCCCCCACCCACAUUUCAUCUCCAAGCAAGUACCUGGGCGCAUCUGCCCAGGAACAGCCCAGGCCCCAUCCCCUCUAUUCCGGCCAAGGCCCCAAAGUACUGGGAGCCCAAGGGACACCCUGAAGGGAUGGCUGGGUGGGGUCCAUGUCUACUCUCCAUCCCCGAAUCCUGGGAGUCCUUUAUGGAGUCUGCUGUCCCCAGGCUAAAAAUGGCCAAAGAGUGCUAUAGAGUCUCCCUGACACCACCAGUACUUGGCCCUCAUUCUGUAGUCCACAAUAAAGAGGAUGCUACAGAACA